CUCCUUCAUCUAAAAGCUGUCAUCCUGAGCGGUACUGAGUCGACGGCUCAAUCCCUAAACGCCCGGAUGAGAGCGGCAGGCGACAUUCGGGGCAACACAGUCGCAUGAGUCGACCGACUGGAAGGCAACCAGUCCAGGGGGGGACGACAGCGAGUGCAGGAAUCUGAAAAUUUUCGACGCAACCCACGUAGAUCGCUGUGGGAAAAAUUCAGACAGAGGCGUGGAGGCGAAGAGGAGCGGCGCGUUCCCCUCCUCUUGCGGUGUCCUAUUUCGUUGCAGGUGAAAGAACGUGCAGACCGACUGUCUCACACUAAGCUAUGGAAUGCUCUCUGCUCCCACCAUCACUAACCUCCAAUCUUUGGACUGAGCUCCAAACGCUUAGUUAGCGGCUGUGCUUCUCCCCUCAGACUCUUUAUAACCAGGGGACGAAGAGAAGGUGUGGGCUUACCAAGUCCUCCGCUAAAAACGCACAGAGCACUUCAUCUUUUUUUUUUCUUCUUCUUCUUCUUUUUUUUGUAGAUAUUUUAAGCAGGAUUUUUGUUUCUUUGCAUAUUUUUCUCACCUGAAAUCAUAUCAAGAUGGAUCUGGAGUCGUAUCUGUGGAUGGUGGUUAUUGGCUUCAUCAUUGCCUUCGUCCUGGCAUUUUCAGUCGGAGCUAAUGAUGUGGCCAAUUCAUUUGGCACAGCAGUCGGAUCCGGCGUGGUCACUCUGAAGCAGGCCUGCAUCCUGGCAUCCAUCUUCGAGACGCUGGGUUCAAUGUUGCUCGGGGCCAAAGUGGGAGAGACGAUUCGGAAGGGCAUCAUAGAUGUCAGCCUCUACAAUGACACGGUGCCCGUGCUCAUGGCAGGCGAGGUCAGCGCCAUGGUUGGGUCAGCCGUCUGGCAGCUAAUCGCCUCCUUCCUCAAGCUCCCCAUCUCUGGGACUCACUGCAUCGUUGGCGCCACCAUCGGCUUCUCUAUGGUAGCCAUCGGCACAAAGGGAGUACAGUGGAUGCAGCUUGUCAAGAUUGUGGCGUCUUGGUUCAUCUCCCCCUUGCUCUCUGGACUCAUGUCUGGACUUCUCUUUAUGCUCAUCAGACACUUCAUCCUCAACAAGGAUGACUCUGUUCCAAACGGACUGCGAGCAUUGCCCCUCUUCUACGCCUCCACCAUUGGUAUCAACACAUUCUCCAUCAUGUAUACUGGAGCGCCAUUGCUGGGGUUGGAGGCGCUACCGGUGUGGGCCAUCUUUCUCAUCACGUUAGCUGGCUCGCUGGUCUGCGCAGCUCUGGUCUGGAUAUUGGUCUGUCCCUGGAUGAGGAGAAAGAUUGCAAGUCGUUUAAAGAAAGAGCAGGCUCUGUCGAGGAUUUCUGAUGAGAGCCUGGACAAGAUCCCUGAAGAGGAGGAGGAGAGCCCCGUCUUCAAAGAGUUACCAGGGGCGAAGGGCACAGAUGAGGCUGUGAUGCCGCUCACAGGCGGCAGCAGUGACCGGGGCACCCGCGAAUCCAGCAGCGAGCUCACCAACCUGGCAAAUGGAGGCACUAUCCUGCCAAACGGCAGGGUGUAUGGUCGGACACACUCAAUGACGAACGGCAGCCUCAAAUCCCCCAUCUCUAACGGCAGCUUCAGCUUCGAUGGCCACAUGCGUAGCGAUGGCCAGGUGUACCACACGGUGCACAAAGACUCGGGUCUGUACAAAGACCUGCUUCACAAAAUCCACCUGGGCCGCAUGGAUGACAACGAGCGCUCCAACGCUGGCCCGCCUGACAACAAUUACCGGCUGCUGCGCCGCAACAACAGCUACACCUGCUACACAGCGGCAAUAUGCGGCAUGCCCGUCCAGCCGAUGCGCUCCGAAUCACGUGAGGACAGUGAAAAGCUGGUUGGUGAGGGAGGCGGCAGGAGCAACAGCGUGUCUUACUCCAAAAAGCGGAUACGCUACGACAGCUACUCAUCGUACUGUAACGCCGUGGCCGAGGCUGAGAUCGAGGCCGAGGAGGGCGGAGUGGAGAUGAAGCUUGCCACAGACCUGGAAGGGGUGGAGGAAGAAGGGGCUGCACCCCCAGGGCCGGACGACUUGGAGGAUCAGGAGGAGAAGGACAAACCUGAGGUGUUUCUGCUUUUCCACUUCUUGCAGAUCCUCACCGCCUGCUUCGGUUCUUUCGCCCACGGAGGCAACGAUGUCAGUAAUGCCAUUGGGCCUUUGGUGGCACUGUGGAUGAUCUAUGAACAGGGAGGUGUGAUGCAGGAUGCUGCCACUCCUAUCUGGCUGCUGUUUUACGGUGGUAUAGGCAUCUGUGCCGGCCUGUGGGUAUGGGGCCGCCGCGUCAUCCAGACCAUGGGGAAGGACCUCACUCCCAUCACCCCCUCAAGCGGAUUUUGCAUUGAAGUAAUGAGUGCGCUAACAGUGCUUGUUGCAUCAAAUGUGGGCAUCCCAAUAAGCUCCACCCACUGCAAGGUGGGCUCAGUUGUGGCUGUGGGUUGGAUCCGCUCCCAGAAAGCAGUGGACUGGCGCCUCUUCAGGAACAUCUUCCUGGCGUGGUUUGUCACGGUGCCUGUGGCCGGCCUGUUCAGCGCCGCCGUCAUGGCCCUGUUUGUCUACGGCAUCCUGCCCUACGUCUGAGGGUGCAACGCCGGGAGGGAGAGCAGAGGAGGAAAAAGAGAGUCGGGGAGAGAGAGAGAAAGAGGGGGAAACUUGGGUAGAUGUCAUAUCUCGAAUGUGUGGGUUGCAGAUAGAAGAGAAGGAAGAGAGUCGACGCACAAGGGUGACGAGGAAUAAGGGAGGAUGGUUUACAGGUGGACUUGGUUGUACUGUAGAUGUGAGGAGGGUUGGUUCACAUGCUGCCUGGCUCCGUAGUCCAGAGAUCUUUUUGACUCAUUUGAGUUCCCAAUCGGUUUUUAUUUAUUCUCUUUCUUUUUGGUGGGAUUGAUUAAAAAAUAAAAGUGUAACUAGUGUACCAUUCAAUCUGCUGUACAUAAGACAAUAACAGGGGACUUACUGGUAACUUCUAACAAAACAUGUGACAGUCUCCUUAAAAAACAAAACCACGUAAAUAUAAAAAAUACAGAAAUAAAAAUGAUCAAAAAGCAGUUUAUUCUGCUAACAUAAGCCAGCAGACUCGCCUGCAGUAAAUCCAUAUCCUUCUGCCUGAAAUUCUAGGCAGCACAAUCGGUCAAGUGCUUACUUUUUAUUAUCGUUAUCAUUGUUCCAAAAUGCCAGGGGUGAAAAAAACAAAAAAAACGAAACAAAACUGUACAUAUUGUGAUAUUGGGUCGAGUGUGAUUCGUUGUAUUGCGGCUUGCUUUCAAACAAAAGAAGAAAAGAUGUGCGCGUGGUCAACCAAACCCAUCCGUCAUCUCACUUUCAACAUGCUAGCCAGGUACAACUGGGGCCAAAUGGAACGGACGCCUCAGAGAGGAGCGGUGAGACUGUCACUCUGCUUUUGUUUUUUUAUUAUUAUUAUUAUUUUUCACAUGAUACCAUAGGAACCUAAUUUACUAAAGAGUUGAUUUUUUGUUUUUUGUCAAGAGCUCCUGUAUGUUUUUAGAGAUCUCAUAUUUUUUAAUGAUGUAUUAUACUGUAAUUUGUACUGUAAAUAAUGUCCUUUAAGAGUUUGGAUGUGGGGGUCUGGGAUGGGGGAUUG
This is a messenger RNA of Pelmatolapia mariae (spotted tilapia), 3621 nucleotides long. It is a transcript of the gene slc20a2, whose product is annotated as solute carrier family 20 member 2. The transcript has 11 exons. NCBI's taxonomy places the organism in Eukaryota, Metazoa, Chordata, Actinopteri, Cichliformes, Cichlidae. Gene Ontology annotation, cellular component: membrane. Gene Ontology annotation, molecular function: phosphate transmembrane transporter activity. The coding region runs from base 579 to 2600 and encodes 673 amino acids. Gene Ontology annotation, biological process: phosphate ion transmembrane transport. The record is from RefSeq and is a predicted model, not a curated record.